AUCUUCCUCGAGAUCUUUCACUCUCUCUAGCCUGCCUUGAAGUCAUCUGGACGAAACCCGGGUCGGGUGGUCCUAAUCGCCCAGUACCGUACCUUGCAUUCCGGAGCUCAUUAUCCUUCGUUGGCGAUCAACAGCGUUGGCCCUGCGCUUCUCUGUCGACCUGCUGCUGUUUCGUCGCGACCUACCGUUGUGGCUCUUGUUACGAUCCGCGACUCGCUGACGUGGCGUCAUCCUGCCCGAUGGCUGCUUCCAGUGUCACGACUUCGCUCCUUGGAUCACCCGCUUUCCCCGUGAAUCUCACCCCUCCUACCCCCAGCAUCCAUGCCUCCACUCCUCGCUGCUCAGCGUCGCCCGUCACAUCCGCGGCGAGUCUCAUAUCCCAUGAUUCCUCGCCCGCUGUAACCUCGUUAAGAGCAUAUCCGACCGAGUUGGCGUUCAGAAGCAGCAGAAUGCAUCAGAAAAGCCGCAAGAAUCGUCAAGCACCGAAGGCCUCCCGGCGGUUCCGCGAAUCUCGCCCAACCGUCGCACGGGCCGCUGCUAACGACGUCGCAGCCGCCGCGAGCGUCGCUGAGGCGUCGCUGGACGAGCGGGUGGAGCUCGGCGCGCUUCACGGGCCUGCAAGGGAGGAAGCGGAAGCGGUGCAAGCUGCCGUCUUUCAGGCAGCGGCGGAUCUAGAUACCGUAGCAGCAGAGGCUGUAGCGGCUUCCGGGGAUGUAGCGGCUUCCGAGGUUUCAGGAGAGGGGGAGAAGCGGGAGGGGGAGGGACAGGGUUUAGGCGGGUCCGCGGAUGGUCGGGCGCGGAUGAAGCGGUUGCUGCAGUGGGCGCGGGAGCUGCAUGGCGGAGCUUCCCCCCCGCCUGCGCUGCGCGCGCGGGAGAAUCGUGUCAUGGGCUGCGUUGCCCAGGUGUGGCUCCACGUGGAUCUCGAGGAAGACACGUCAGCAACCGACGGUUCGGAUCUUUCCCGCUUCAGGCUCCGUCUGCAGGCCGAUAGCGACUCGGAUCUGACACGUGGCAUUUGCCAGCUCGUCCUGAGGAUCCUCAACGGCCGCAGCGUCAGCGCCGCACUAGCGUUAGAUUCUAACGGACCGGCAGUUAAAGCCCUCUCUGCCGCCUUAAAACCCGCUGCAACAGCCGCCGCCGCAUCUUCCGCUAAAGCCUCUCCCGCUGUACGCACAUCCACCUUCGUGAGCCUCCUCCUCUCCCUGCAAAAACGCGCGCGCGCCCUCGCGGCAACGGCGCUCGGACGGACUCCGUCAGUGGCUCCGUUACCGUCAAUCGUGAUCGGCCGCGGCGGGUCGAUCACCGCUCGCGGGGAUUUCGCCGUCACUCAAGCUCAGUACUUAAAGCCGAACGAAGCGGCAGUAGCGGCGCUAGUUAACGAGUUAACUAGCAAGCGCCUAGGCGUUGUGGCGCACUUUUACAUGGAUGCGGAAGUCCAGGGCGUGCUAGUCGCCGCGCGCAAAUCCUGGCCGCACAUCAAGAUCUCGGAUUCGCUGGUGAUGGCGGACGGCGCGCUUAAGAUGGCGCAGGAGGGGUGUGACAGUAUCGCGGUCCUGGGGGUGGAUUUCAUGGCGGAGAACGUGCGCUGUGUGCUUGAAAAGGGGGGAUUCGCGCACGUGCCGGUAGUGCGCAUGGCUCCUACCGCGAUCGGAUGCUCGUUGGCGGACGCGGCGCGGAGCGAGGCGUACGGGAGGUAUCUUGCAGAGGCGUCCGCGGUGCCCAAGUCGCUGCAUGUGAUCUAUAUUAAUACGGCGCUGGAUACUAAGGCCGUGGCGCAUCAUGCGGUGCCUACCAUCUCCUGCACCUCCUCCAACGUUGUCCAGACGGUGCUACAGGCUUUCGCCCAGGUUCCGGACCUGACCCUUUGGUACGGGCCAGACACAUACAUGGGGGCGAACCUGGUCGAGAUGCUUCUGCAGCUCUCCUCCCUACCUGACGAGGAGGUUCGGGCCCUCCACCCGGACCACACCCAAGCCUCCCUCCGCGCCUUACUGCCUCGGAUAAGAUAUUUCCAGGAAGGUGCAUGCAUAGUGCACGACAUGUUUGGACACGAGGUUGUGUCGCGGCUCCGGGCAGCUUACUCCGACGCAUUCCACACCGCACAUUUCGAGGUUCCCGGAGAAAUGUUUGCGCUAGCAAUGGAGGCGCGGGCACGCGGCCGGGGCACCGUUGGGUCGACGCAAAACAUUCUGGAUUUUGUAACUGCCCGGACGAGGGAGGCGCUGGGGAGGGGGUAUGAGGGGGAGAGGUUGCAGUUUGUGCUGGGGACAGAAACUGGCAUGGUGACUAGCAUAGUGCAAGCCGUGCAGGAUGAGCUGGCAAAGGCGGAAAGCAGUGCUGAUGGUGCUGCUGCUUCCGCUGCUGCUGCUGCUGCUGCUGCUGCUGAUGUGGAGGUUGAGAUUGUUUUUCCUGUUGAUAGCUCUGCUGUUGCCUCUACCAAGGAGGAUAGCAGUAGCAGUGGCCGUGACAGCAGCAGCAGUGGCGGAAAUGGCAAGCCAUUAGGGUCGGUGGCGGCAGCGAUGCUACCGGUGGUGCCAGGGGUGAAGGGAGGAGAGGGGUGCUCCGUUACUGGCGGCUGUGCCUCGUGCCCUUACAUGAAGAUGAACUCCCUGGACGCCCUCAUGUCAGUCUGCCACAUGCUGGGGCAAGACGACGCUCUCACCCACCUAGGGCCGUACGAACCUGACAAGUUUGCCGAGCCUCUCGGUCCGGGCACGGUGGCAGACCUGGGCUACUUGCCGAUCCUCCAUAUGAGGCACUUCCAGAAAACGGGUCGUCUGUCCGAUGACCUUGUUGCAGACAUCAUGACAAGGAACCAGCAUCAGCCAUCGCAAUAAACCAUUGCUGUUUUUUUCUCGAUCCAAACGAACACAGGUUUUUGAAAAAUGUGGUGGAAUUGAGAAACAGGAGGAUGUUAUUGGCUAGUACUGAAGCUUCGCUUUGAGCCGGUUUUUUUUUUUUUUUUUUUUUUUUUUUUUUAAUAGUGUAUCUAUACCUUUUGAGAAUAACAGUUGGUCCCUCUGGUUGUUUUUAUAACCCCCUAAUAUUUAAGUGAACUGCAUGUA
Molecule: messenger RNA, 3065 nt
Organism: Closterium sp. NIES-67
Lineage: Eukaryota; Viridiplantae; Streptophyta; Zygnematophyceae; Desmidiales; Closteriaceae
Source: the annotation of a GenBank genome assembly